Messenger RNA from Alternaria rosae, 737 nucleotides. Its product is annotated as kinetochore component CENP-S-domain-containing protein. NCBI's taxonomy places the organism in Eukaryota, Fungi, Ascomycota, Dothideomycetes, Pleosporales, Pleosporaceae. Gene Ontology annotation, biological process: resolution of meiotic recombination intermediates; replication fork processing. The record is from RefSeq and is a predicted model, not a curated record. Gene Ontology annotation, cellular component: FANCM-MHF complex; Fanconi anaemia nuclear complex. The transcript is spliced from 3 exons. The coding region runs from base 168 to 581 and encodes 137 amino acids. Gene Ontology annotation, molecular function: protein heterodimerization activity; chromatin binding.
CGCAAUAACAAUAAAUCACUCAAGCGUGGACCCCCAGGUGGCAGAACCAUGGGCGGUGACCUUCUCCCCGGUCAUCACCGAGGCCCCGCUAUUGGCCCGCGUUAGGCGCGUCGCGUCACUUGUCUGGACGGCAAUUACACGCGAUUGGAGUUCAACCACCAGGCGAUAUGGCGUCAAACGAUGAUGCCAAAGCAGAGCGCGAAGAGCGGCUCAAAUCUGCCCUCUGGUACUCAAUCGGCCAAUUCGUCGACGAGAAGACGUUGGAAAAUGAUCUGAACGCAACACCACAAUUCAUCGGCGCGCUUACUGAGCUUGUGUAUACUCAGAUUGCAAACACAGCUCGCGAUCUCGAAGUCUUCUCCAAACACGCCGGUCGCAAUACAAUCAAUACAGACGACGUGCUGCUACUAGGGAGACGCAACGAACAAUUACAAGGGUUGCUGGAGAAGGAGCUUGAGGAUAUCAGAGCAGCCGAGGGCAGGCGGGCAGACGGACAGCCAGUUGCUCGUGCACAACCAGCCGCGGCAGGGAAGAAGCGAGGUAGGCCUGCUGGCACGGGCAAGGGCAAGGCGAAAGCCUGAAUAUACUUGGGGAUUCAGGUAUAGGUAUGUCUAGAAGGUUGUUGCGCUAGGAGUUUUGGAGUCGUAGUAUGAUACCCUCGAGCACGCCUAGUCAGGGCACGCUCUGCACGUACAUCUUAUGCAUAUGAUUAUGAUUGGACAUUUCAUGAAACAACA